AUGGACAAAAUCAAUGGCUCCGUCGUGGGUAAUCUGAGGAUCUCUCUGUUUGUCCCCUCUGUCCCCUCUGUCCUCUCUGUCCUCUCUGUCCCCUCUGUCCUCUCUGUCCUCUCUGUCCUCUCUGUCCUCUCUGUCCUCUCUGUCCUCUCUGUCCCCUCUGUCCUAUCUGUCCUCUCUGUCCCCUCUGUCCCCUCUGUCCCCUCUGUCCUCUCUGUCCUCUCUGUCCUCUCUGUCCUCUCUGUCCUCUCUGUCCCCUCUGUCCCCUCUGUCCCCUCUGUCCUCUCUGUCCUCUCUGCGACAGUGUGA
Molecule: messenger RNA, 306 nt
Organism: Penicillium nucicola
Lineage: Eukaryota; Fungi; Ascomycota; Eurotiomycetes; Eurotiales; Aspergillaceae
Exons: 2
Coding region: 1-306 (101 amino acids)
Source: RefSeq, a predicted model, not a curated record